Messenger RNA from Phyllopteryx taeniolatus (common seadragon), 1892 nucleotides. It is a transcript of the gene spa17, whose product is annotated as sperm autoantigenic protein 17. Lineage: Eukaryota; Metazoa; Chordata; Actinopteri; Syngnathiformes; Syngnathidae. The record is from RefSeq and is a predicted model, not a curated record. Gene Ontology annotation, molecular function: calmodulin binding. The coding region runs from base 414 to 1742 and encodes 442 amino acids. The transcript has 6 exons.
CAUUUUCCCGUUUUGACUUUGCUACUAUUAGAUUUGAGCCUGGUCGUGGUCCGUAGUUACCAAAGUUGCCUAGCAACAACAAUACAACAACAACAAUCUCCACCGUAGCCCGCAGUUUGUUGAAACGUUCAGACACUCGAGGUAAGUGACAGCUUGAUAGGUGCUUCUAAACUGUCAAACUCGGACAUAAAUACAUUUGAAAUAAGGCUAUUUUCAGUGGAAUGAGAGCGAUAGAGGCAGACAUUGCAAUUGCAACUUGUGACUUUAGAGUGGCAGCCGGCUAGCUUCAGAGGUUCAUGGACGUCGUUUUGGCGAGCUAAAAACAAUUUAAAAAAAUAACAAUAAUAAUUGUAAAAAAAAUUAAAAAAAAGAGAGAGAGAGAGAGAGAGAGAGAGACCUGCGAGUUAGUCGACAUGUCGGUGCCUUUCUGCAACACCCACCUGAGGAUUCCACGGGGCUUCGGAGCCCUCCUGGAAGGCCUGGUCCGAGAAAUUCUUCGUGACCAACCUCGAGACAUUCCCAUAUACGCCGCCCUCUACUUCAAACGUCUUCUCAGCCAACGAGAUGGCAGCGGCGUGGACCCAACCGAGUGGGCUGCCAGCCUGGAAGAUAGAUUUGACAACGACCGUGCAUUUCAGGCUGUUCCUGAAAAGGAGCCAGCGACAGAAGUCCCGUUACCUGAAGAAAAAAGAGCUGAGCUACAAACUGAAGAAACGCCUGCUCAGUCAGCAGAAGCCACAGAACAAGUCUCAGCAGCAACCUCUGAUCAAGUUGACCCGACAGAGGUUCUAAACGAGAGAGAUCAGGAUGUAUCGCAGUCUGAAACACAAAGUGGAGUCUUAGAGCGAGAAGAGAACACUGAAGCUGGAAAGACUGAGGAAGUGGCUAAGGAGGAGGCUGAGCAAGUAGCUCAGGAGGAGGCUAUAGAGGUGGCACAGGAGGCUCAGGAGGAGGCUCAGGAAGAGACUCAGAAGGAGGCUCAGGAGGCUCAGGAGGGGGCUCAGGAAGAGACUCAGAAGGAGGCUCAGGAGGGGGCUCAGGAGGAGGCUCAGGAAGAGACUCAGAAGGAGGCUCAGGAGGGGGCUCAGGAGGAGGCUCAGGAGGAGGCUCAGCAGGUGGUUCAAAAGGAGGCUCAGGAGGUGGCUCAGGAGGACGUUCAGGAGGAGGUUGAGGCGGGCGCAGAGGAGGAUGCUGAAGGAGGCACUGUGGUGAAAGCUGAGGAGCUUGGAGAAGGAGAGACAACUACGGCAAAAGUCACAGGUGCUGAUAAUGAAGAUGCUGAUAAUUCACAGGCUGCUGAUGACGAGAGUCUCAUAGCCCAGACAGAAGAAACUGAAGAAGCACAGCCUCAACGCGAAACCCUCGAUGAGGAAGAAGAAGGUGAAGCUGAGGCCGAAAAGUCAAAUGAGGAGGAAGGUGCAGUAACCGAGGCUCUUAAUGAAGAAGAUGACGAAUCAGCUAAUGCAGAAGUAAAUCUGGACAACACCGAUGAACCGACAGACGUUGAGGUUGACUCCAUGGAGAUUCCACGGGCUGAGCAAAGUGUUGAUGCGGAGAACCAACCAGAAGAAGAAGGUUCAGAGGAUGUUUCAGAGAUGGAGAGACAGGAAGGGCAAGGCAAUGAUGAGCCUGAAAUAGAGGUACAGCAAGAUGACGCCAACAAUGAGGAAAUGGAAGAUAAAGUAGCUGAUGACCCUCGAGAGGAGGCCGGGCCAGCUGAAGCACCAGAGCCCAAUGAUUAGAAGGGGACGAGCUUUAUCUUCUUACGGGCCAUCUGUCCACUGAAGUUGGCCUGGAUCUGGUCCUCUAGGCCCAGGUGUUAAUGGUGUCCUUUUCCUCCUGUGGCCACAUUCCUCCUGCCGAGAGGACAUGAUAGGAUGUGCAUACUUUUA